UAAUAAAAAAAAAACUGUCACAACACUAAAAAACCAAAGUGGCCAUCCUGUCCCGUUUUCCUUUCGCAAGGAUUUUUACUCAAAAAUUAUAUAAAACAUCAAGAUAAUUCUCAAAAAACCGUACUUCAACAUGACGGAGGUCCUGCCCGCUGAAGACGCGCAGAGGGAACGCGUAGAAACCAUUCUACGUGGCUUCCAAAUUAACUGGAUGAAUUUGCGCGACGCUGAUACAGGCAAGAUCCUGUGGCAGCACAACGAGGACAUGUCGUGCCCGUCGCGCGAGCACGAGGCGCGGGUCCCGAAGCGCAUCCUCAAGUGCCGCGUCGUGUCGCGCGAGAUGAACUUCACUUCCUGCGAGAGUAUGGAGCAUUUCAAGUUGGAGCAGAAAGUCCUCUUCAAGGGCCGCUGCCUGGAGGAGUGGUUCUUCGAGUUUGGCUACGUGAUCCCCAACUCCAACAACACGUGGCAGUCGCUGAUCGAAUCCGCGCCCGAGAGCCAGAUGAUGCCCGCUAAUGUGCUCAACGGCAACGUGGUGAUCGAGACAAAGUUCUUCGACGGGGACCUGCACAUCACCACCUCCCGCGUCCGGCUCUUCUACGUCUGAACACUAACUUUAACAAUGUAAAUACGCAUUUACAUUAAUUACCGUACAUUUACUUCUUUUCAGCUAUGAUGAUUCCUGUGACGGUUGAGAUUUACGGUUUUCACUUAUCCCAUAUUGAAAUUCUAUCGAUUUGGUCAGUCGCCUUAUUGUAUAAGUUGUUUUCAAAAUUAAAUUAUAGACACAGAUUUUGGUAGUGCGUAAUUCAGAAAAUUAUGAACUGUCACAGGAAUCGUCUUAGGUGAAAAUAAUGAUAGAAAUCAUGUAUCUUGACUAAAAUGACGGGCAUCAGCGCAUGUUGUAUUUAUGAACGAAUGACACAAGAAGAUGCGACACACGGUGUUGUCACUUUCCACCCUAGUCUAAUUUUUCACCUCCAAGGAAACCUAAAAAGUGUUGGUCAUUGGUCAAGAUACAUGAUUUAACCUGUACCUAUACGUCAAUCUUGCAUUUUAUUUAUGCUUUUACCUGUAACAUGAUGGAAAACGUACUUACUGCCACAUGUAUUUUUUUUUAACUUGCGUAAUUAAUUAAAAAAAAAACACUACAGGGUCUAUAUAGGAUAUUAAAUCCUUAAUAGCCUAAUAGUAAUAGGUCUUUCUAUGAUUUUAAAUCAUUUUUAUGAAGUGUUUUAGCGCCAUCUCUGUUGUUUAAUUGGUAUUAUCUGAAACUGAAACAAACGCAGUGGUGAUGACAUCUUUGGAUGAUCCAAGGAACUAUUUAUUCUAAAGAUCCACUAAUAAAUAUUGAACUUUAUUAUACAGUCUAUUUUUUUGACAUAAAUAAAUUCUUGGCUUGAUUCUUUUGACUCCUUUGUAAAAUCAUAUUUGAUUUAACUAUAUUUAAACUUUACCUUAUUUUAGCCCAUGAAUGGAUAAAACAGUGUAUUCUUAGAUUAAUGAAAAAGUAUACAAUAUCUUAAAGUAUCUAUUUAUGAUUAUCUUUCAACCAUUAGAUUUAAAAAUUAUAAGUUUCCUAGUAUAAAUUAAAAUUAUUACAAAGACAGUCGCUAUGUAUUUUGAUUAGCUUCUUUAUAUGUAACAGUAUGCAAUAUAUUUGAUUGAUUUUGUAUGAUAGUUUAUAUUUAAAUAUACCUACAUAAUUAAUACCUACGUUAUUUCAUACCAUUAUAAUUAUUAGUUAUAAAUUAGCUUAACUUACAAUUAUUUUUUUAGUUUAGGUUACCCACCCAGAUCUCACAUAUUGUACGUAUUUUGGUUUAUUAUUAUUUAAAGUUAAGGAAAACCUAGCACAACUAACUUUCUAAGUUAAAAUUAGAUAUAUUUUUAUUCAACUUUGGAAUUAUUAGCAUACUUAUUACCUAAUAAUUUGUAUUAGUUUUCAGUAAUGCUUACAGAUAAACAUAGAUAGGUGUGUAGUUUAGCACUAGCGACGUAGUCAGUAGUUUUGUAAUUCUUAAUAUAGUGGGAAGUCCCACUUAAAACAACUUAAAAUUUAAAAAUAUUUCAACUCUUAACAAC
Plutella xylostella (diamondback moth) is the source of this 2082-nucleotide messenger RNA. It is a transcript of the gene PrBP, whose product is annotated as Prenyl-binding protein. Gene Ontology annotation, cellular component: cytoplasm. Gene Ontology annotation, biological process: sensory perception of light stimulus. The record is from RefSeq and is a predicted model, not a curated record. Lineage: Eukaryota; Metazoa; Arthropoda; Insecta; Lepidoptera; Plutellidae.